GAGAGUGAAAGUCUUCAUUCUUAGAGAGAGAGAGAGAGAGAGAGAGAGAGAGAAAGUGAGAGAGAGAAAGCUUCUCUUAGCUCUCUCUCUGUUCUGAGUUUCUGUUUUUUUGUUCUCUGAACCAACCCUUCUCGUUUUGCUUUCAAGAUCUAGCGGUUUUUUCUGCUAAUACUGAUAAAAACGGAGGCGGUAGUGAUGUCGUCCCUCAGUAGGGAGCUGGUGUUCUUGAUCUUACAGUUUCUCGAUGAGGAAAAAUUUAAGGAGACAGUUCACAAGCUUGAGCAGGAAUCUGGAUUUUUCUUCAAUAUGAAAUAUUUUGAGGACGAGGUGCACAAUGGGAACUGGGAUGAAGUUGAGAAAUACCUCUCUGGUUUUACCAAAGUUGAUGACAAUCGCUAUUCAAUGAAAAUAUUUUUUGAGAUUAGGAAGCAGAAGUAUCUCGAGGCAUUGGACAAGCAUGAUCGCUCCAAGGCUGUAGAUAUUUUAGUAAAGGACUUAAAAGUUUUUUCCACGUUUAAUGAAGAACUUUUCAAGGAGAUUACUCAGCUAUUGACGCUGGAGAAUUUUAGGGAAAAUGAACAACUAUCUAAGUAUGGCGAUACGAAGUCUGCACGAGCAAUUAUGUUGGUCGAGUUGAAGAAGCUAAUUGAAGCAAAUCCUUUGUUCCGGGAUAAAUUGCAGUUUCCUCACCUUAAGAACUCAAGAUUGCGUACUCUUAUUAAUCAAAGCUUAAAUUGGCAGCAUCAACUUUGUAAAAACCCUAGACCAAAUCCAGAUAUUAAAACCCUUUUUGUGGAUCAUUCUUGUGGACAACCAAAUGGUGCUCGGGCUCCUUCGCCUGCAAACAAUCCACUUCUUGGAUCCUUACCCAAACCAGGAGGUUUUCCUCCUCUUGGAGCGCAUGGGCCUUUUCAGCCCACGGCAGCACCAGUUCCAGCACCUCUUGCUGGUUGGAUGUCCAAUCCCUCAGCUGUUACUCAUCCUGCCGUUUCUGGUGGAGGUGCCAUUGGUCUUGGUGCUCCAUCUAUCCCGGCUGCUUUGAAACAUCCACGGACUCCUCCAACUAAUCCUUCUGUAGAAUACCCUUCUGCUGAUUCUGAACAUGUUUCUAAAAGGCCAAAACCUAUGGGGAUGUCUGAUGAGGUAAAUCUACCAGUUAAUGUUCUGCCAGUAUCAUUUGCUGGUCAUGGUCAUGCACAAGCUUUUAAUGCUCCAGAUGAUUUGCCGAAGAACGUUGUGCGAACACUGAAUCAAGGGUCAUCUCCUAUGAGCAUGGAUUUCCAUCCUGUCCAACAAACUCUGCUUCUUGUUGGCACAAAUGUGGGUGAAAUAGGCUUAUGGGAAGUUGGAUCUAGGGAGCGACUUAUUUCAAAGAGUUUUAAAGUCUGGGAUCUCAAUGCAUGUUCAAUGCCUUUACAGGCAGCUCUACUUAAAGAGCCUGAUGUAUCAGUGAACCGUGUUAUUUGGAGCCCCGAUGGUUCUUUAUUUGGUGUUGCCUAUUCGAGGCACAUUGUUCAAAUAUACUCCUAUCAUGGUGGUGAUGACAUGCGACAGCACCUGGAGAUUGAUGCUCAUGUCGGUGGAGUUAAUGAUCUAGCAUUCUCUAACCCCAAUAAACAACUUUGCGUCAUAACAUGCGGGGAUGACAAGACGAUUAAAGUCUGGGAUGCUGGAAAUGGUGCAAGACAAUUUACAUUUGAAGGCCAUGAGGCUCCUGUUUACUCUGUUUGCCCUCACUACAAGGAAAGCAUUCAGUUCAUCUUUUCAACAGCACUGGAUGGAAAGAUAAAGGCGUGGCUAUAUGAUAAUAUGGGCUCACGAGUUGAUUAUGAUGCUCCUGGACGUUGGUGCACAACAAUGGCAUACAGUGCAGAUGGUACUAGGCUCUUCUCAUGUGGGACAAGUAAAGAUGGAGAGUCCUAUAUUGUUGAAUGGAAUGAGAGUGAAGGAGCUGUUAAGAGAACUUAUCAAGGGUUCCGCAAGCGGUCUCUAGGUGUUGUACAAUUUGAUACGACGAAAAAUCGGUUUUUGGCUGCUGGUGAUGAUUUCUCCAUUAAAUUUUGGGACAUGGACAAUGUUCAACUUCUAACGACUGUUGAUGCUGAUGGCGGGCUGCCGGCAAGUCCACGCAUCCGCUUUAACAAGGAUGGCACCCUUUUAGCUGUUUCUGGCAAUGAGAAUGGAAUUAAAAUCUUGGCUAAUGUGGAUGGAGUCCGGCUACUAAGAACAUUUGAAAAUCUUUCAUAUGAUGCAUCUAGAACGUCAGAGGCUGGGACAAAGCCCACAAUAAAUCCAAUCUCAGCUGCUGCAGCUGUGGCAGCAGCAGCCGCAGCUGGUAGUGCCUCCGAUAGAGGCGCCUCUGUCGUCACCAUGGCUGGAGUGGCUGGGGAUACCCGAAGUUUGGGGGAUGUGAAACCUAGAAUUCCUGAAGAUUCAAAUGACAAGUCAAAGAUUUGGAAGCUCACUGAAAUUAACGAACCAUCUCAAUGUAGAUCCUUGAGGCUGCCUGAGAACGUACGAGUAAACAAGAUAUCUAGGUUGAUCUACACAAAUUCUGGAAGUGCAAUCUUGGCAUUAGCAUCAAAUGCAAUUCAUCUGCUAUGGAAAUGGACGCGAAGCGAUCGUAAUUCAACUGGCAAGGCAACUGCAAAUGUUUUGCCGCAAUUAUGGCAACCAUCAAGUGGCAUUCUAAUGACCAACGAUGUUGCUGACACUAGUUCUGAAGAGGCUGUGCCCUGCUUCGCUUUAUCUAAAAACGAUUCUUACGUCAUGUCAGCUUCUGGUGGAAAGAUAUCCCUCUUCAAUAUGAUGACAUUUAAGACAAUGACGACUUUCAUGCCGCCACCACCUGCUGCCACAUUCCUUGCCUUUCACCCACAAGAUAACAAUAUAAUUGCCAUUGGCAUGGAUGAUUCCACAAUUCAAAUUUAUAAUGUCCGCGUGGAUGAGGUAAAGAGCAAGCUUAAAGGCCACUCUAAAAGAAUAACUGGCUUGGCCUUCUCUCACUUACUGAAUGUGCUAGUUUCAUCCGGAGCUGAUGCACAGGUAUUUGACUAUGCCAUAUCGUUGGACUNCCCCAAUAAACAACUUUGCGUCAUAACAUGCGGGGAUGACAAGACGAUUAAAGUCUGGGAUGCUGGAAAUGGUGCAAGACAAUUUACAUUUGAAGGCCAUGAGGCUCCUGUUUACUCUGUUUGCCCUCACUACAAGGAAAGCAUUCAGUUCAUCUUUUCAACAGCACUGGAUGGAAAGAUAAAGGCGUGGCUAUAUGAUAAUAUGGGCUCACGAGUUGAUUAUGAUGCUCCUGGACGUUGGUGCACAACAAUGGCAUACAGUGCAGAUGGUACUAGGCUCUUCUCAUGUGGGACAAGUAAAGAUGGAGAGUCCUAUAUUGUUGAAUGGAAUGAGAGUGAAGGAGCUGUUAAGAGAACUUAUCAAGGGUUCCGCAAGCGGUCUCUAGGUGUUGUACAAUUUGAUACGACGAAAAAUCGGUUUUUGGCUGCUGGUGAUGAUUUCUCCAUUAAAUUUUGGGACAUGGACAAUGUUCAACUUCUAACGACUGUUGAUGCUGAUGGCGGGCUGCCGGCAAGUCCACGCAUCCGCUUUAACAAGGAUGGCACCCUUUUAGCUGUUUCUGGCAAUGAGAAUGGAAUUAAAAUCUUGGCUAAUGUGGAUGGAGUCCGGCUACUAAGAACAUUUGAAAAUCUUUCAUAUGAUGCAUCUAGAACGUCAGAGGCUGGGACAAAGCCCACAAUAAAUCCAAUCUCAGCUGCUGCAGCUGUGGCAGCAGCAGCCGCAGCUGGUAGUGCCUCCGAUAGAGGCGCCUCUGUCGUCACCAUGGCUGGAGUGGCUGGGGAUACCCGAAGUUUGGGGGAUGUGAAACCUAGAAUUCCUGAAGAUUCAAAUGACAAGUCAAAGAUUUGGAAGCUCACUGAAAUUAACGAACCAUCUCAAUGUAGAUCCUUGAGGCUGCCUGAGAACGUACGAGUAAACAAGAUAUCUAGGUUGAUCUACACAAAUUCUGGAAGUGCAAUCUUGGCAUUAGCAUCAAAUGCAAUUCAUCUGCUAUGGAAAUGGACGCGAAGCGAUCGUAAUUCAACUGGCAAGGCAACUGCAAAUGUUUUGCCGCAAUUAUGGCAACCAUCAAGUGGCAUUCUAAUGACCAACGAUGUUGCUGACACUAGUUCUGAAGAGGCUGUGCCCUGCUUCGCUUUAUCUAAAAACGAUUCUUACGUCAUGUCAGCUUCUGGUGGAAAGAUAUCCCUCUUCAAUAUGAUGACAUUUAAGACAAUGACGACUUUCAUGCCGCCACCACCUGCUGCCACAUUCCUUGCCUUUCACCCACAAGAUAACAAUAUAAUUGCCAUUGGCAUGGAUGAUUCCACAAUUCAAAUUUAUAAUGUCCGCGUGGAUGAGGUAAAGAGCAAGCUUAAAGGCCACUCUAAAAGAAUAACUGGCUUGGCCUUCUCUCACUUACUGAAUGUGCUAGUUUCAUCCGGAGCUGAUGCACAGCUCUGUGUGUGGAGCUCUGAUGGGUGGGAGAAGCAGAGAACAAGAGUCUUACAACUUCCAAAUGGGAGGCCAUUAUCCUCCCAGUCUGACACUCGUGUACAGUUUCAUCAGGACCAGGCGCACUUUCUUGUCGUGCACGAGACUCAGAUUGCAAUAUACGAGACUACAAAGCUUGAGUGUGUAAAGCAGUGGACGCCACGGGAAUCUGGUGCACCAAUCUCUCAUGCAACAUUCUCUUGCGACAGUCAAAUGAUAUAUGCCAGCUUCUUGGAUGCAACUUUCAUCUUUUCAACAGCACUGGAUGGAAAGAUAAAGGCGUGGCUAUAUGAUAAUAUGGGCUCACGAGUUGAUUAUGAUGCUCCUGGACGUUGGUGCACAACAAUGGCAUACAGUGCAGAUGGUACUAGGCUCUUCUCAUGUGGGACAAGUAAAGAUGGAGAGUCCUAUAUUGUUGAAUGGAAUGAGAGUGAAGGAGCUGUUAAGAGAACUUAUCAAGGGUUCCGCAAGCGGUCUCUAGGUGUUGUACAAUUUGAUACGACGAAAAAUCGGUUUUUGGCUGCUGGUGAUGAUUUCUCCAUUAAAUUUUGGGACAUGGACAAUGUUCAACUUCUAACGACUGUUGAUGCUGAUGGCGGGCUGCCGGCAAGUCCACGCAUCCGCUUUAACAAGGAUGGCACCCUUUUAGCUGUUUCUGGCAAUGAGAAUGGAAUUAAAAUCUUGGCUAAUGUGGAUGGAGUCCGGCUACUAAGAACAUUUGAAAAUCUUUCAUAUGAUGCAUCUAGAACGUCAGAGGCUGGGACAAAGCCCACAAUAAAUCCAAUCUCAGCUGCUGCAGCUGUGGCAGCAGCAGCCGCAGCUGGUAGUGCCUCCGAUAGAGGCGCCUCUGUCGUCACCAUGGCUGGAGUGGCUGGGGAUACCCGAAGUUUGGGGGAUGUGAAACCUAGAAUUCCUGAAGAUUCAAAUGACAAGUCAAAGAUUUGGAAGCUCACUGAAAUUAACGAACCAUCUCAAUGUAGAUCCUUGAGGCUGCCUGAGAACGUACGAGUAAACAAGAUAUCUAGGUUGAUCUACACAAAUUCUGGAAGUGCAAUCUUGGCAUUAGCAUCAAAUGCAAUUCAUCUGCUAUGGAAAUGGACGCGAAGCGAUCGUAAUUCAACUGGCAAGGCAACUGCAAAUGUUUUGCCGCAAUUAUGGCAACCAUCAAGUGGCAUUCUAAUGACCAACGAUGUUGCUGACACUAGUUCUGAAGAGGCUGUGCCCUGCUUCGCUUUAUCUAAAAACGAUUCUUACGUCAUGUCAGCUUCUGGUGGAAAGAUAUCCCUCUUCAAUAUGAUGACAUUUAAGACAAUGACGACUUUCAUGCCGCCACCACCUGCUGCCACAUUCCUUGCCUUUCACCCACAAGAUAACAAUAUAAUUGCCAUUGGCAUGGAUGAUUCCACAAUUCAAAUUUAUAAUGUCCGCGUGGAUGAGGUAAAGAGCAAGCUUAAAGGCCACUCUAAAAGAAUAACUGGCUUGGCCUUCUCUCACUUACUGAAUGUGCUAGUUUCAUCCGGAGCUGAUGCACAGCUCUGUGUGUGGAGCUCUGAUGGGUGGGAGAAGCAGAGAACAAGAGUCUUACAACUUCCAAAUGGGAGGCCAUUAUCCUCCCAGUCUGACACUCGUGUACAGUUUCAUCAGGACCAGGCGCACUUUCUUGUCGUGCACGAGACUCAGAUUGCAAUAUACGAGACUACAAAGCUUGAGUGUGUAAAGCAGUGGACGCCACGGGAAUCUGGUGCACCAAUCUCUCAUGCAACAUUCUCUUGCGACAGUCAAAUGAUAUAUGCCAGCUUCUUGGAUGCAACUGUCUGCGUGUUUACCGUUGCUAAUCUCAGAUUACGUUGUCGAAUUAGUCCUUCAGCUUAUCUUCCUGCUAGUGUGAGCAAUGCUUCCGUACAACCACUAGUGAUUGCAGCACAUCCCCAAGAAGCAAACCAAUUUGCUUUAGGGCUGUCAGAUGGCGGGGUUCAUGUCUUCGAACCCCUCGAGUCCGAAGGAAAAUGGGGUGUGCCUCCUCCCAUCGAAAAUGGAUCAGCAUCAAGUGUGCCGACGACUCCAUCAGUUGGAGCUUCAGGUUCAGAUCAAGCCCCAAGAUGAUCGAGCCAGCUAGCACGAGUACUUUUACAUGCUUGGUUGCUGGCUCUCCAACUUUAGGUAUACUUCAGAUUUUAACUGGUUGACCUUUUUUUUUUCUUCCUCCUGGGAAC
Molecule: messenger RNA, 6761 nt
Organism: Cucurbita pepo subsp. pepo (vegetable marrow)
Lineage: Eukaryota; Viridiplantae; Streptophyta; Magnoliopsida; Cucurbitales; Cucurbitaceae
Source: RefSeq, a predicted model, not a curated record